CGUGGUGCGGCGAUGGAGCGGGCUCCCGGCGGGGCGGCGCUGCGCGGGCAGCCGGCGGGCAGCUGCGGGCCCUGGGAGAUGCGGGACCGCCUGGGCACUGGCGGGUUCGGUAACGUCUGCCUGUACCAGCACCAGGACUCGGGCGCCCGCGUGGCUGUCAAGUCCUGCCGCCUGGAGCUCAGCGUCAAGAACAAAGACCGCUGGUGCCACGAGAUCGAGAUCAUGAAGAAGUUGAACCAUCCCAAUGUAGUAAGAGCCUGUGAAGUUCCCGAGGAGAUGAACUUCUUGGUUAAUGAUGUUCCUCUUCUAGCAAUGGAAUAUUGUUCUGGAGGUGAUCUCCGGAAGUUGCUAAACAAACCAGAAAACUGCUGUGGACUUAAAGAAAGUCAAAUACUUUCUCUGCUGAGUGACAUUGGGUCUGGUAUCCAGUAUUUGCAUGAAAACAGAAUUAUACACAGAGAUUUAAAGCCUGAAAAUAUCGUUCUUCAGGAUGAAGGUGGGAAGAUUGUUCACAAAAUAAUAGACCUGGGAUAUGCAAAGGAUCUGGAUCAAGGAAGUUUAUGCACUUCGUUUGUUGGAACAUUGCAAUAUUUGGCUCCAGAACUCUUUGAGAAUAAAUCCUACUCAGUUACUGUUGAUUACUGGAGCUUUGGAACGAUGGUGUUUGAGUGCAUUGCAGGAUUUAGACCUUUCUUACAUAAUCUACAGCCGUUUACGUGGCAUGAAAAAAUCAAGAAGAAGGAUCCAAAGCACAUCUUUGCUUCUGAAGAGAUGAAUGGGGAGGUUCGCUUUAGUACCCAUUUGCCACAACCUCACAGCCUCUGUGGUUUAAUUGUAGAACCGAUGGAAAAUUGGUUGCAACUGAUGCUGAACUGGGAUCCACAACAGAGGGGUGGAGGUUUAGAUACUGAGACCAGUCGUCCAAAGUGUUUCCUUAUAAUGGAUCACAUACUGAAUUUGAAGAUAGUGCACAUCCUAAAUAUGACCUCUGCCAAGAUUGUUUCAUUUCUUUUGCAUCCCGAGGAAAGCCUUCAUUCCCUUCAGAUUCGGAUUGAGUUUGAAACUGGAAUAAGUACUGGAAAUCAGGAACUGCUGUUGGAAACGGGGAUUUGCCUGGACCCUCGGAAACCUGCUUCCCAGUGUGUUAUUGAUGGCGUAAGAGGCUGGGAUAGCUACAUGGUCUAUUUGUUUGAUAAAAGCAAAACUGUCUAUGAUGGACCCUUUGCUUCUCGGAGUCUGUCUGACUGUGUAAAUUACAUUGUACAGGAUAGUAAAAUCCAACUACCAAUUCCUCAGCUCCGCAAGGUGUGGGCAGAAGCAGUUCACUAUGUGAUUGGGCUAAAAGAAGACUAUAGCAGGCUUUUCCAGGGCCAGAGAGCUGCCAUGCUCAGUCUUCUUCGGUAUAAUGCCAACCUAAUCAAAAUGAAAAACAAUAUGGUGUCAGCAUCCCAGCAACUAAAGGCAAAGCUGGAAUUCUUUCACCAAAGCAUUCGCCUUGACCUGGAGAGAUACAGCGACCAGAUGGCUUAUGGCAUAUCUUCAGAAAAGAUGCUCAAAGCCUGGAAGGAGAUGGAAGAGAAGGCCUCUCAGUGUGCACAGGCUGAAGAUAUCGGAUAUCUGGAUGAGCAGAUCAUGGCUCUGCACACAGAGAUUGUAGAGCUUCAAAAGAGUCCGUAUGCAAGGCGCCAAGGAGAGGUCAUGGAGACCUUGGAACAGAGAGCCAUAGACCUGUACAAGCAAUUAAAAACAAGACCUCCAGAUCACGCCUACAGUGACAGCACAGACAUGGUGAAGAUCAUUGUGCAGACAGUACAGAGCCAAGACCGGGUUCUCAAGGAGCUCUUUGGCCAUCUCAGCAAGCUCUUGGGAUGUAAGCAGAAGAUUAUUGACUUGCUUCCAAAGAUUGAAGUGGCUCUAAAUAACAUCAAGGAAGCUGACAAUUCAGUGAUGCAGAUGCAGGGCAAAAGACAAAGGGAGAUAUGGCAUUUGCUGAAAAUUGCUUGCACUCAGAGCUCUUCUCGAUCGCUGGUAAGCUCCAGCCUGGAAGGGACAGCCUCACCUCCAGCAGCCACAUGGCUCCCACAGAGCUCAUCAGGGAAUAUACCUCACCCUCUGUCAUCUGUGGCAAUUCCCGAAGAUGGGGAAAAUUUUGUCCAUGUGAUAGAAGAGAACCUGAAUUACCUCGAACUCUUUAGCAGUAUUUUGCAGGAGGCAAGACAGGAGCAGAACAGCAGCAUGAUGAGCUUGGACUGGAACUGGCUGAAGUAGCCGGAGGAGCCCGGCCCGCUGCUGCCUGCAGAGCGCCGAGAGGGCUCGGCGGCCGCCGCUGGGAUGCGCUGCGGGAGCGGCUUCAUCAGCCGCCGGUUGCCUGGGACUGUGGCGGAGCUGCCGGGCCCGCGCCGCGCCUCCAACCGACCUCCCUGCAAUAAAACGCUGCGCAGAGGCUUCGCGGGCUCCGUCGCGCGCCGUUGCGCGUCGUGACGUCAUCGGGAUGCGCCUCCGGGGCCGUCGCGCGAUGUGGGGUCAUCGGGGCGCGCUGGGCGGGGAGAGCGGUUGCCUGCUCCUCCUCGGGGCGGCGGGGCGGGGCCGUCACCGCCCGGGGAGCGGCCCGGGGCCCGGCAGGGCCGGGAGCCGCCCACGGCCUCGGCCCCUCCUCGCCGCGUCUCCGCAGCCGGGCGGCCGUGCGCCGGCUCUCGGGGCCGUGCCCGCGGCCGAGGCGGGAUGGCCAUGGCCCAGGCCGGAGCCGCAGUCGCCGCCGCCGCCGGACUCCUGCUCUUUUUGCUGUACUCCGCCAUCCACAAGGUCGAGGAGGGGCACCUGGCCGUGUACUACAGGUACGGGUCUUGCCCGCGGGCUCUGCAGCCUCCCCUGCCGCGCGUCGGCAGCCGGGCUUUGCCCCCGGGCCCAGGUCCUGUCCGAGGGAUGGUGUGCGCAUCUCUUUACCCGCGGGUUUUGCCCCCAGGUGGGCACGCUGUGUUGUUCUGCCCUCCCACACCUGAAACGACAAAGGCCUGACUUCGGGCUGAGUUUCGCCUGGCUGCCCUGAGCAGCAUCUUCAGAACAGCUCGUUGUGUGGCUGUAGUCACUUAGUGCCACCUCUUCACUGGCUUUUACUUCAAAUUUAAAUAAAGGAACAGAGAAAUUCA
Molecule: messenger RNA, 3146 nt
Organism: Cuculus canorus (common cuckoo)
Lineage: Eukaryota; Metazoa; Chordata; Aves; Cuculiformes; Cuculidae
Gene: CHUK
Product: component of inhibitor of nuclear factor kappa B kinase complex
Exons: 21
Coding region: 13-2268 (751 amino acids)
Biological process (GO): positive regulation of transcription by RNA polymerase II; tumor necrosis factor-mediated signaling pathway; peptidyl-serine phosphorylation
Cellular component (GO): cytoplasm; IkappaB kinase complex
Molecular function (GO): IkappaB kinase activity; ATP binding
Source: RefSeq, a predicted model, not a curated record